AUGCCCACAAUUUCACUCUUUUUCCUUCUCUCUUUUAUUCACGUCCUAAUCGUUUUAUUCCUAUCCUUUUUUUUUUUUUGUUCGUCUUCCUCAUUACAUCAUUUCAACUUCUUCAUUACAUUCGCUUUUUUGUUUCUCUUCAUUCUUUUGUUCAUAUCUUUUUCUUUUCUCACUUUGUCUCUCAUUGUAUUUCUCUUUUUCUUCUAUGAUCUUCCUCCUUAUUUUUCACUUUUUCUUCUUCUCACUUUCCUUCUCUCUUUAAAUUCAAUUGUAUUUCUUCCUUUUUUCUUUCACUCUUUCAUUUUUUUCUUUCAUUCUUUAUAUUCCUUCCUUCCGUCGCAGAUCAACCACAACGGUUUAUUUAAUGCCGAACAAUUUUUAUUGCUGGUAAUAUUUUCUAUCUAUCUAUCUAUCUAUCUAUCUAUCUAUCUAUCUAUCUAUCUAUCUCGGUAUGUGUUGAUUUUUAUUGCUGGUAAUAUUUUUUAUCUAUCUAUCUAUCUAUCUAUCUAUCUAUCUAUCUAUCUAUCUAUCUAUCUCAGUAUAUAUUAG
Molecule: messenger RNA, 549 nt
Organism: Acanthosepion pharaonis
Lineage: Eukaryota; Metazoa; Mollusca; Cephalopoda; Sepiida; Sepiidae
Source: the annotation of a GenBank genome assembly